AUGAGGACUCUUGCAGAGACCUGUGACCAGGAGCUGAAAACAGGUGCAAAGAACAAACGAUGUCUUCAGGGGAAAAGUCUACUGUGUACACUUCUUCUCAGUACUCUCCUUGGUUUUACACUGCUUAUCACCUACAUCAUGAUGACUUGUGGUCUAGGAUCCUGUGACGGUGAGCUGGGUCUUACAGUGUUGUCCAGACUCCUGAAUUCUAGGAAUGACACUGUAGACCCCUGUGAGGAUUUCUACAAAUAUGCCUGUGGGAGCUGGGAAGGCAAACACUCAAACAGAACCACAGAAGAAUCACUAAAUGUAUUUGAUGUCUUGUUGGAGGAAAACCAAUUGAUCCUGAAAAGGCUUUUAGAGGGCCCACAGUUUGGGAUAAGAGGCUCAGCUAAGGAGAAAGCAAUCCAGUUCUAUCGUUCCUGCAUGGAUACACAACGGAUAGAAUCCCAAGGAACUCAACCAUUGAAGGACCUCCUAAAUCAGGUUGGUGGAUGGAAUAUCACUGGUGUGGGGAAAGCAAAAGAAUUUAAUGAAAUUCUUCAGACUCUCAUGAGCAGAUACAGCACCUUUCCCUUUUUCAGAGUGCAUGUGGGACCUAGUCCUUUUGACCUCAAGACCAAUAUUAUUCAGAUCGACCAUCCUGAGUUUGAAAUGCCACCUGAGAGUAAAUUCAAAGAGAAAAAUUAUCCUGAGGUUCUCCGUGUGUAUCUCUCAUAUUUGAAGAAACUGGGAGGCUUACUUGGAGGGCCAGAGGAUGGUCCCCCUGAUUCCUUUUCCCUUACCUUGUCCUUCAUCUCUAACCUCCAGCGAGUUGUCACUCCACUGCAGGAAAGACAGCAGAGGGGGAUGCUGUUCUUUCACACUACCAUUAGGGAGCUACAGGAAAAGGCACCUGCUAUUGACUGGCUGUCAUGUCUCCAGGCUGUCUUCCAUCCUAUGCCAAUGAACCUCUCCCAGCCAAUUGCAGUGCAUGACAUGGAUUACUUAAGAGGCAUGUCACAGCUCAUUGAACAGUGGCGCAAGGAAAGGGUCCUUCACAUUUAUAUGAUUGUUUGUCUGGUUGGGAAUCUCUCCCCAGCCCUUGACAGUCGAUUCCAAGAUGCACGCCUGGAGCUAUCUAAGAUUCUUUAUGGAAAAAUGGUAACUAAAAUGAUCCCAGCUGAGCGCUGGAGGAAGUGCUUGACCGAUACCAGCUUUUUCUUUGAGCCAGUUCUAGGGCAGAUGAUUGUGCAAGAAAUUUUCCCUCAGCAGACCAAGAAACUUGCUGAGCAGAUGUUCUCUGAGAUCCAAGAUACCCUCUAUGGCCAACUGGAUCAGUUGGAGUGGAUGGAUGAACAGACUCGCCAAGAGGCUAAAAUCUUGGUUUCCAAACUACAAGUGGAGAUUGGCUAUCCAGCUCACAUACUCCAGACUGACAAAGUGAACCUGGAAUACCAGAAUUUGGAGAUAAAUGAAGACACUUUUUUCCUCAAUGUCGUGGCUUGCUUGAAAGUACUGAGGGAAAAUUCCUACUUGAAACUCCUUCAGCAUCGCUCACAGGAUAACUGGCAUGUAUCCCCCUGGACUGUGCAUUCAUACUACUCAAUAAGGCACCACAUGUUGGUCUUUCCUGCUGGAAUGUUCCGCAGCCCUUUUUUCCACAUGGAGUUUCCCAG
Molecule: messenger RNA, 1658 nt
Organism: Pterocles gutturalis (yellow-throated sandgrouse)
Lineage: Eukaryota; Metazoa; Chordata; Aves; Pterocliformes; Pteroclidae
Product: kell blood group glycoprotein-like
Exons: 14
Biological process (GO): protein processing
Cellular component (GO): plasma membrane
Molecular function (GO): metalloendopeptidase activity
Source: RefSeq, a predicted model, not a curated record